This is a messenger RNA of Scaptodrosophila lebanonensis, 1562 nucleotides long. It is a transcript of the gene HtrA2, whose product is annotated as serine protease HTRA2, mitochondrial. The transcript is spliced from 2 exons. The coding region runs from base 66 to 1370 and encodes 434 amino acids. Gene Ontology annotation, biological process: proteolysis; positive regulation of apoptotic process; programmed cell death. The record is from RefSeq and is a predicted model, not a curated record. Gene Ontology annotation, molecular function: protein binding; serine-type endopeptidase activity. Lineage: Eukaryota; Metazoa; Arthropoda; Insecta; Diptera; Drosophilidae.
GAUGACAAAAUAAAUCAGAACAAAUUGAAUAACAAUAACAAAUAAGGGAAGUUUAACGUAUUUCGAUGGUGCUGCGUAGUAUUAACAAAUUGGACUUAUUUAUAAAACGAUGCAGCGCCCCCACGUUAUAUCACUGCAGCGUUAGUGUGACUACAGGGGCGAACAGUAGAAGCAGCCACAGCGCGGCUCAGGCAUCCACAGAAAGAAGCAGCGGUAAAAAUAACAAUAGCAAUAGCGGCAGGAGUAAUGACAGGAAUGACGAAGGCCAUAAAUUCAGCUGGCAAGGCAUUGUCCGGUUCUUCGUGCCUUUCUCUUUGGGUGCACUGGGCGCCACGCUCGUAUCGCAAAAGGAGCAGGUGACUCCUUCCAUUCAAGCGGCACGGGCGCUGACAGCUCGGAGACGUGACUACAACUUCAUAGCAGACGUGGUAGCCGGAUGCGCCGAUUCCGUUGUCUACAUAGAGAUCAAGGAUACACGUCACUUCGAUUAUUUCAGUGGGCAGCCCAUAACAGCGUCUAAUGGGUCUGGAUUCAUAAUCGAACAGAACGGCCUGAUCCUGACCAAUGCGCAUGUAGUGAUAAAUAAGCCGCACACCAUGGUGCAAGUGCGCUUGUCCGAUGGUCGGACGUUUCCCGCUACCAUUGAGGACGUAGAUCAAACCUCCGACUUGGCUACGCUGCGCAUUCAAGUGAGCAAUCUGUCUGUGAUGAAGCUGGGGAAGAGCAGCACUUUGCGGUCUGGCGAAUGGGUCGUUGCACUGGGUAGCCCACUUGCCUUGAGCAAUACAGUGACAGCGGGAGUCAUCAGCUCGACGCAGCGUGCUUCACAGGAGCUUGGGCUGCGCAAUCGCGACAUAAACUAUUUACAAACUGAUGCGGCCAUCACCUUCGGAAACUCUGGCGGGCCGUUGGUUAACUUAGACGGCGAGGCCAUCGGCGUUAACUCAAUGAAAGUGACGGCGGGUAUUAGUUUUGCUAUUCCCAUCGACUAUGUUAAAGUAUUCCUCGAACGCGCGGCAGAGCGCCGUAAAAAAGGCUCCACCUACAAGACGGGUUAUCCUGUUAAGCGCUAUAUGGGCAUUACCAUGCUAACACUGACUCCCGAUAUACUCUUCGAGCUGAAGUCGCGUAGUCAAAAUAUGCCUGCCAAUCUGGUUCACGGCGUGCUUGUCUGGAAGGUUAUAGUGGGCUCACCGGCGCACAGUGGUGGCCUGCAGCCCGGGGACAUUGUAACGCAUAUCAACAAGAAGGAAAUAAAGAACUCCUCCGAUGUGUACGAUGCACUUGCCGACAGCACCAAGGAUCUGGAAAUAGUUAUCUUCCGCGGCGUGAAGCAGAUGCGCGUGACGAUCACGCCAGAGGACCCUUGAACACGCCAAUUUAUCAAUGCCUUACUAAUUUGGUUCAAGUACUAAAAUAACUGGACUUUGCUAUGCUUUGUGAUUUGCAAUAAAACCAAAAGCAAAUGUUUUUAAUUCAUUUACCAUAAUAGGUAACCUAAACCAUAUGUAUUUGUAUUAUAGGCAUAAGUAAUUAAAUAGUACUAAAUAUCUAGUCUGUAA